GCGGCGUGAGUUUUUUCGCUCUUAGCAGUUGUCACAUUUUGCAAUUGGAUUUGUUUGAGUAUAGUUGCCGUUUCGGAGCAAAUGAGAGCGAGAAAGGGAGAAUAUUAAGAGCGAGGGGAGAGCUCAGCCGUUCAGUCUGCGCGUCUGAUCCGUCCGCGUGUGCACACUUCACAGACAAGGCGACACUAGAUUUAUAUCGCUUUUCAUUGUUUUGCCUGUUUUUUUUUUCCCUCUCUCUCUCCCCUCCUCCUUCUUCUUCCAUUCGCAUGGAAUUUAUCAAGAGCAACCAACGCUGUUUGAUCGCGAUUUAUUUGCGUUGCACUUCGGUCCGGAUAGGGGGGAUCUCGCCGCGUAUUGCACCGUAUUCCUUGUGUGUGAAUUUUUAUUGAUAGGGGGGGGUAAGGAGACAGGAGGAAAGGGAGAGAAGAGGGGGAUAAAAACGUGCAGACGGCAAUUCAUCUUUCCAGGGGUUUUUUUUUUUUCCUUUUUUUCUUUUUUUGAUUUAUCGAGGCGUAGUCUUGUCAGCCGCGCGUUUUCAAAGCCAUUUUUCCAGGAGGAGAAGCUGUGAGCGGAGCGAGCGGUGCAGCCUGCUGGAGCCGAGGACGGAUCGCCCGGGGAAGGACUCCUCGUUCCUCAGGACGAUGGUGCUGGACAAGGAAGAGGGUGUGCCGAUGCUCUCCGUCCAGCCCAAAGGGAAACAGAAGGGGUGUGCUGGCUGCAAUCGCAAGAUUAAAGACCGCUACCUGCUCAAGGCCCUGGACAAAUACUGGCAUGAGGACUGUCUCAAAUGUGCCUGCUGCGACUGCCGCCUGGGGGAGGUGGGCUCCACCCUCUAUACGAAAGCCAACCUCAUCCUCUGUCGCAGGGACUACCUGAGGCUCUUCGGUACAACGGGGAACUGUGCAGCCUGCAGUAAACUGAUCCCAGCCUUUGAAAUGGUGAUGAGAGCCAGAGAUAAUGUUUACCAUUUGGACUGUUUUGCCUGUCAGCUUUGUAACCAGAGGUUUUGCGUGGGGGACAAGUUUUUCCUAAAAAACAACAUGAUUUUGUGUCAAAUGGACUAUGAGGAGGGCCAGCUGAACGGGAGCUUUGAGACACAGGUUCAAUAGUCGGAACGUCGUGGCAGCAACAGUCGGCUCCACACUUUACACACAAGAUGGAUGUUCUGCUGCACUUGGAUAAAGACAAGCGUCUGUCUGCUUGCCUGCAAUACUUUUUAAGACCCCUUUAUCAGUCCCUAAGGACUCUAUUGUAAAUGUUCAACUUUUUGCCCCUCCCACACCCCAACACUGAGCAGUUACAAAUUUUGAUGUACAGUUGUGCCUGCUUAGCUGAGCACUGUAUUGCUUGUAUGUUUUGUGAAAUUUGUUUCCGGUUAGUUUUUUUUUCCUUUUAGAAAUGGUUCAUUGGAGGGUAUGUACAGUCUGUUUUCUCUGUAUAUAUAAACUGGAACAUUUAUUUUAUGAAAUGUAAUGCAAUUUUAUUACUAGUGUGAAUUAAAGAUUCUUAAAUGU
Acanthopagrus latus (yellowfin seabream) is the source of this 1514-nucleotide messenger RNA. RefSeq names its product LIM domain only 1 (gene lmo1). NCBI's taxonomy places the organism in Eukaryota, Metazoa, Chordata, Actinopteri, Spariformes, Sparidae. Gene Ontology annotation, biological process: positive regulation of transcription by RNA polymerase II. The record is from RefSeq and is a predicted model, not a curated record. Gene Ontology annotation, cellular component: nucleus. The transcript has 4 exons. Gene Ontology annotation, molecular function: DNA-binding transcription factor binding; transcription coactivator activity. The coding region runs from base 642 to 1109 and encodes 155 amino acids.